Molecule: messenger RNA, 795 nt
Organism: Linderina pennispora
Lineage: Eukaryota; Fungi; Kickxellomycota; Kickxellomycetes; Kickxellales; Kickxellaceae
Product: Diaminopimelate epimerase-like protein
Exons: 2
Coding region: 1-795 (264 amino acids)
Biological process (GO): biosynthetic process
Cellular component (GO): cytoplasm
Molecular function (GO): isomerase activity
Source: RefSeq, a predicted model, not a curated record
AUGUCCCAGUAUCCCACCUACAUCAUCGACGCCUUCACCAGCACUCCAUUCCGUGGAAACCCAGCUGGAGUUGUGCUCCUCCCGCCUGAUCAGCAGCUGCCUGAUGCCCAGCUGCAGAAGAUCGCCGGCGAGCUGAACCAGACCGAAACUGCCUUUGUCACGCCCACCAAUGCUUUUGGACCGGACGCCUUCCGCACGGCCUCGCAGUUCGGUCUGCGCUGGUUCACACCGACACAGGAAAUCAAGCUGUGUGGCCAUGCUACACUUGCAACUGCUCAUGUGCUGUUCACUUUCUUCGAAAAUGUCUCGAGUGUCCUGCGCUUCAACUCACUCAGCGUCACUGAAGAUGUGCGCACUCUUGCUGCCAGUGUAUAUGGUGAGUAUUUGCCAGAUACCGAAGUCCUAUAUGCCCCGUCCCUGCGGUUCCUGCUGCUGCACAACCCGACGCUGGCGCUGGACACUGUCGACAAACUCACGCCAAACAUCACGGGUGAUGCCUACGCUGCUGGCAAGCGCCUGAACAUCACUGGUCUGGUGGUCACCUCGCGCGCGAGUGACAAGGACUUCAAGAGCCGGCUGUUUGGCCCAUGGAUCGGUAUCCCUGAGGAUCCGGUUACAGGCGCAACCCACACUAUCUUGGCACCGUAUUGGGCCGAGCGCUUGGCCAAAAAGGUGUUUUCGGCAGCCCAGGUGUCGAAGCGUCGCGGGGACCUCGAGGUGGAAAUUGUGAGCGAUACUCAUGUUCAAAUUAGCGGCAAGGCGGUUGCCGUGCUCCAAGGUGUCAUCUCAGUUUAA